AUGAUAUAUCCUGUAAAUACGUUAUUAGUUUUCUUAUCUUUAUGCUGUUUUAACAACUUAUCAACUACGUAUUGUAUGGAUAUGAAUGUUAGCAUGUCUGUCCAAAAUGCUAUAGAAAUAUUCACAACUAUUAUGCGUUCCUUAAAUACGGUCGAUAAACAAGUAUUCUUAUCAUUUGUUGCUGAUAAUUGGAAACCUCAAGAAAUAAAGAUUCAAUCUGUUUCAAAUGGUAAUUGUUAUAAAGAAUGUAGUUUGCAGGAAAAAAAAUUAAAUGAAAUAAAAAAAAUUAUUAUUGAUAUAAGAGAUAGAAUACCAUUUGAUGGUAUACUUUCAUCAGAACACAUUGUACCACCAAUAAUUGGAGAGAAUUCAGACUGUGAUAAUAAAUCAACAAAACAUAUUGAUGCUUUUCUUUAUGAUGAUGAAGAAGUAGAUGAACUUAUAGAAAAGGGAGAAUUGAAUAAUUUAUAUUGUUCCGAUUGUGGAUCUACUAAUAUAAAACAAUAUAAUAUUAUAUCACAUUCCAUGUCAGUAUCUGAUAUGUUGUAUAUAUUUCAUAAUAUUUUACCAUAUUUGAAAGAGAAAAUUCUACUUGAUAUAGGAUCUCGAUUGGGUGCUGUUUUAUAUGGAGCACACAUAUUUACUUCUGCCAAAAAAAUUAUUGGAGUUGAAAUGAACAAAGAACUUUGUUCACUACAGUGUGAUAUAAUAAAUAAAUACAACAUGAAUGAUCGUAUUGAAAUUGUGAAUAAAAGAAUUGAGAUGUGUCCUGAUAUAAUACAGAAAAGUAAUAUUAUCAUUAUAAACAAUCCAUUUGAGUUUUAUGUUUCAGAAUUAGAACAUAUAAAAAUUUGGAAGUUUUUGAAAACUAACAUUCAAAGUGGAACAAUUCUAAUUACUAAGCCAUCUAUUGAAAUUACUUUCAAACAUUUAAAAACUGGAAUAAUAUUAGAUAAAUGGGUAAAAUCUUACAAAUCAAAAAAAUAUAAAAAAGAAUCUCAAAUAUUUAUAAAAUCCACUGAAAAUCCAGAUAUUAAAUUUUAUGAAGUAUUAUAAAAACACCAAAAAUUGUAAAUGUAUAAAUAUUAUGUAAAACAA
Molecule: messenger RNA, 1098 nt
Organism: Apis florea (little honeybee)
Lineage: Eukaryota; Metazoa; Arthropoda; Insecta; Hymenoptera; Apidae
Molecular function (GO): methyltransferase activity
Source: RefSeq, a predicted model, not a curated record